AUGGCGCCGUUCGAGGCCGUAAACGACUUCACGGGCAUGCGCGUUAUCUCCGACUGGGAGCUGGGCGGCUCCGCGGUGGCGCACAGGGGGUUCGUGCGGCUGACGGCGGAGAAGCAGUCGCAGAAGGGGUGGAUCGCCAACCGCAACUCCUUCGAGGGCGGCGAGUGGAGCCUCGCGAUGGAGCUGCGCGCGACGGGCGAGUCGCAGGC
Emiliania huxleyi CCMP1516 is the source of this 209-nucleotide messenger RNA. RefSeq lists its product as hypothetical. The record is from RefSeq and is a predicted model, not a curated record. The transcript has a single exon. Gene Ontology annotation, cellular component: membrane. The annotation marks the transcript as partial. Lineage: Eukaryota; Haptophyta; Isochrysidales; Noelaerhabdaceae.